GACUGGAACUUUUCUUUAGAAAGUUUGGUCCCCAGUUCGGAUCUGCCUUCGCUCUCUCGUUUUCUCUCUGUGGGAGGCAGAGACCCACCCAUCAGGGGAAUCCUCAGAGGCUGGACGCUCUCUGACUCCCCCCCAUUCUUGCCUUCCCUCCCCCUCAGCUGGUAGGAUUUGGACUAAUCCGAGCUGGAGACGAGGCCAGUUUGCGGUUCUCCUGAAAGAAAGCAUCCCCCUGGCCUGCACUAUUCAGGCAGAAGAAGAUGUGGCACUUUCAAAUCCUGCUACUGGUCUUAGGGAGCUCGCCCCUCUGGGUGAUCACAGAAGCCAGCACAACCUUACCAGAAGAUGGCAUGACCACGGCAGUCUCCAGUGACUGGCAUCCUCGUGGUUCUGAUGAUGCAUCAACACCGCUGCCCCCAAGAACCAUAAGACCCCACCAUACCACAGGAGCCGAUGACAAACCCACUCCAGAGCCCACAGUCCACAGCAGAGAGAACUCCACGGACUCCAGGGUUAUAACUGACCAUCCCAGUGAGAAAGUGGGUGGAGAGACAAAGACAGCAACUGAGAAAGGAGGCUUGGAGACUGUAGCAUUGGUGGGAAUCAUUUUGGGAAUCGUGAUCGCCAUUGGUAUCAUUGCUGGAAUCGUCAUUGCAGUCGUGAGGAAAAUGUCGGGCAGGUACUCGCCAUAGAUGACUGGAGAAUCAUGUCCUUCUGCCAACUGUUUUAUUUUUUAAAGAGAGCUCCUAUUUUAGCUUCCCAUACCCAUGUGAGAAGAUGAUCUGUGGAAGAGCUGCUCCCCCAGUUCGAAAUCCAUGGUGAUCCUGAAACUCUCCCAGGGGUUCCUGAGCUGAAAAUGAGAAGGCUCCUCCAGCCUGUGACUCUGAACCUAUGUUAUUUUUCAAUCAUUUUUUUUAUUUUUAUAUAUACACAUUGUAAAAGUAGGUGACAUGACUCAAAAAAUGUCUAACAGUGGAUAGGAAACAAGGAAACAAUGACCAGUGAGCCCAUAUGCAACCAAAAUGGCAGCAACAGAAUCCCAAUGGUAUUGGAACGCUCUUAAUGUGCUCAGUUGCUAUUGAAAGCAAAAAGGAAUGUGGAAAUAUUGGCAUUCACUCUACUCAGCUUGUACUGCUGUUAAAUGGGUCAGAGGGUCAUAAUUCUAGAACUGGGGAGGGGGGGACAUUUGUAAGGGCCAUUGGGGCAGAGGGGAUAGAGCCUUGUGUUUAUACCUUGCCUCCAAUACUUACUGGCUAUGUGACUGUGGGCAAAGCACUUCACCUUUCUCAACCUUAGUUCCCUUAUUAAAAUGGGAGAACAGAGUCAUAGCCUUAGAAAGGAGGGGCAUAGAGGUCACCUAGUCCAACUCAUCAUUUUACAGAUGAGAGAACUGAGAUCAAGUGAAUUUCCCAAGCUGACACUUACCUAUGUCAUCACCUAAGGUUGUGAGGAUCAGAUAGACAAUAUAUGCAAAACAUUUUGCAAACCUUAGAAAUGUCAGCAAUCAUCAUUAGAGGUUACCUAGCCCAAGCCCUUCCUUUUAUAGUGAAGAAACUGAGGCCAGAGAGGUAAAAGGACUUAACUCAAGGUCGCACAGGCAGUAAGUGACAGUGGUAGGAUUUGAACCCAAGUCUUCUGAUUCCAAAUUAAGGACUCUUUCCACUGUACCAUGCUGUUCCAGGAGAUAGCUUCACAUACUCUGAUGGGCUGAGGUGCGCAAGACCUUAGGCUCCUUUUUCCUUAGAAUUUGGAAUGAGCAGUGAUCAAAAAGCGUCCUAAGCCUUUGUGAUGUAGUGAACAGCUGUUUCUAGUUGAUUGGGAUAAAAUACUUCAAAGACUCCCUCAUGGAGUCAACCAUUGGAGAUAGUAAACAGGAAAUCCAUGAUUCUGGGAAGACAAGUCCUCCCCUCCCCCCACCAAGGCCUCCUGGGCUGCUUAAAAAAUUUCUCCAGAAAGGACUUGUUGACUCAAUGUUUUGAGCUGACAGCCUCCCAUCUCUGCAUGUUUUGAAGUGAAUGGGUCCAGGGUGGUCCUCUACUUAAAGGAAGGUUGGUUUCUGAUUGGCUGCCAAUACCACAUCACUAUAACCCCUCUGAUCCUUAGCAUGUGGCCCUGCUGGGCUAGAUCAUACAUUGCAGCCACAAAGCUGCCAGCAGCUAACAUGACUCAGGCUUAAAAGCAUUUUGCUACAUAUCUCUAAAUCAUGAAGGACCCUUGUACUGGGAUACACUGCAAGUAGCAGAACGUGUCAGUUUUCCUGCAUUUAUUUGCCUCCUUAACCUUUGUCACAUUGGAGAGAUGUAUGAAAUGGAAAACGAAUGUAGCUAGAGUUAAAUUUUUAAACAGCAGUAAGGUUUUAAAGCACAUAUGACUCAAAAACUUUUCCAGUUCUUCAUUCGUUGACUUCACAUAUUGAGAAGUGAGUCAAAUUUCCUGAUUAUCUCAUUAUUCCUCAUUAUUAGCUCAUCAUCCCAGUAGUGUCAAAUGCAGCACGCCCUUUACUGAAUGUCCAUUGAGUUAUUUUUUUUUUCAAAAGGCAUCAUCAUUCAUUGACACAUAUCCUGGAAUGACUGGAUAUAGUUUCAGACCUAAGUUCUUUCAAAUUGUCCAAUGAAUUGGUAUAGGACGGGAAGCCAUUACCUGAGAAAUACAGCUUGUUCUCCUGGGUUUCUUGUCUUAUAUCAACGUUUGGAUGUUAUUUUAUAUAAUCUACUCUAGGGUGAAGCUACCCAUCAGCACCAUAUUACAAAUUAAACACACAAGAGAUGGAAGCAGACGGUCUAAUAAAGUGUGAUUGAAAGAAUUUAUAAACACCAUGUCUUUUAUCUCCCCUUCCCCCCCCCUUCAAAUUUCUGGUUAGUGAUUUAUAACCAUUCCCUUAAAAUUUUUGUUUCCUAUCACUUCUCCUUUCUUUUCCUCUUCCCCACUCUAUGAAAAAAAUAAAAGAGUCUAUCUCAAAUUAUACACUGGACCCAGUGCCUGCUGGGACAGGACAGUGGGUUUCUUAACACUGUUUAAUGCAGUGUAGACAGUUUCAAAUAAAGCAGAUAGUUAUGUAUAAUA
Phascolarctos cinereus (koala) is the source of this 3060-nucleotide messenger RNA. RefSeq names its product podoplanin (gene PDPN). Gene Ontology annotation, cellular component: basolateral plasma membrane; lamellipodium; apical plasma membrane. Gene Ontology annotation, biological process: signal transduction; positive regulation of platelet aggregation; cell adhesion. NCBI's taxonomy places the organism in Eukaryota, Metazoa, Chordata, Mammalia, Diprotodontia, Phascolarctidae. The record is from RefSeq and is a predicted model, not a curated record.